Molecule: messenger RNA, 1667 nt
Organism: Periconia digitata
Lineage: Eukaryota; Fungi; Ascomycota; Dothideomycetes; Pleosporales; Periconiaceae
Source: the annotation of a GenBank genome assembly
CAUCCCAGGGAUACACGGAUCAACGGAGGUCCCGGAAACAUCAUCAGUGUCUAUAUAUUUAUUCUCCGUCCAUGUGUCUUUGAAUGCCCGACUGACAUAGACCUGUCGCUCGCUCUGCACGGGCCUUUGCUAGAUCCACGAACCCACAUUCCAUCUCCGUUUCAUACACCAUCAUCUCUUUUUCAUCUCGGCAUUUCUCCAUCAAAACCAAACAAUUCGAAACGUCUCCUCUUUGAAAAUUCGCCCCUUUCUGUCUUGUCAUUCUCUCCGUGUCGAAUCCGCGCCUUGGUCGUGGGCAGUACUCGAGGUCAUAAUCUCUCUGAUUGUAGCCCCCACUGGCAGGUUGUGAGCAGUUGUCAAUCCGGAUAAAAGAGUGCAAGAAAAAUUGGAGUGAUAUCAUCUAUUGGCUUUGCCGCUCGCAAUGCCUGGAACUAGGCAGUCAAUCAGUCAUGUGUUAACAUAUCCGCAACAUACUUGUAGUUGUUAGAUUUUGAAACCUGCUUGGGUGAUUCUGAUACUCGGUGCUCGAGGCCAUACUUUGCGGGGAAGUGGCACUCUUCAUUCAGCGUCAGUUUUUAUUCGCAGGCUCCGGAUGCAAUUGAUCGUUGAUCAGACCAUAUAUUUCUGGUUCUGCAAUCUGUGAAGAGAGUUGAACGAGGUAUCCAGUCGCUCAACAAUACGAUGUAUCCAUUCUGCAUGAAUCCAUAUCCUCGUAGUCCACUGUUUGUAUUGUAUGUAGUAUGAGCACUCAUUCUCACGACGCAUUAUUUUGCCGUGGCAAGAUCCAUAGAGUGCUUCAUUCCAUAUGUUUGAUCUCAGGUUCCCCAAUGAGUAUGCGUCCAGUCUCCCAAAUCAGCUCAAUUGGUGAUCGCUGUUUCCGAUCAUAAACUGUUGGGAGACCUGUUUCCUCAUAUUGCGGGAGAAUGGGCCGAGUAAAAGUAGUGCUGCUACCGUAAGGCAAGAGCAGAGUGCGACUCCACCCAUCCCCGUGAACCAGUGUUGGGAAAAGGGGAAGGAAGAACGAAGAGAGCCUCCGUCACCAGUACCUGUAUGCUAGAAUGUGAGCUGGAAGAGAUGAAUCCAGACCUUUCGUGAUGCCGGAUCAUAACAGUUUUUUCCCUACACAGUGAAAUAUCAGUGAUCACCCUGUGAAAUGACUUGAAUGUGAAGCGGUGCAAGUUUGAAUCGGGUAGCGGACGCAAAGGAGUGGUCUGAUGGACCCGGUGUCCCGCAUGCGCUCCUUCCCCCAGAGUUGCGAACACGCAGGGUGCAUACCAUGGCGACUUCUCUUGCUCGAAUAACAGAAAGGCACGCCAGUGCGUCACGGUCCGGAGCCCUGGGCCCUCGCUGUGUAUUUAAGCCUCUCUUCCUCUUCGUCUUCUCCAACUUUUCUUUUCCCUCAGAAUACAGGGCUCUACCACGUGGAGUCUUCAUUCACGACAACUGCGGAUCGAGGGCCGCCUCGGCAGGCUUCCAUGACGAUCUUGCUCCUAAAGACUCCUAAAUCAAAAUAACGGGCACGUCCCGGAGCUGAUGGCACCCAGGCUUCUCUUUUCUAUGAGAUGACUGGUGUCCAUGAAGCUGACAUUUUCUUUGCUUUGCGUGAUGUGUGACUGAAAUGUGACUGUGAAGUGUGGCAGGCGGUUCGGGUGGUUAGCAGUCUUUUG